AAAUAUUAAAGAAAUAGCCAGAAAAAAGGGUGGAGGGUAUUUAUUUCGAUAAAAGCAGUGGCUGCGAAGCAAGAGAAAAUAGCAAAAACAAAAUGGCGACCAGUCUUCUGCUCUCCCCUCAGCCGCUGGCCUUUUCAAAAUUCUCUGUUCCAACCAAAAACGUAGCGGUUAGCAGCCAAAGAGCAACGAGAUUCGUAGCCAAAGCAAAAAACAACGACGAAAACAAAGACGACAAAGGCUUCACUCCGUUUAGUUUCGUCACCGAUAAUCCUUCCAGUCGCAGCGCCAUUCAACUCCCCGAAUCUCCCGCCGAAGAUGGCAAUGUUGGCCAAAUGCUUUAUAGGAUAGAAGACAAGGGAAAGGACUAUGGCUCAUACGUUAAGUCUGGAAAGCUUAGAUGGUUUGUUAGAGAAACUGGGUCACCUGAAAGCCGACGUGGGACGGUUGUGUUCCUACAUGGGGCUCCAACACAGUCUUACAGCUAUCGAGUUGUAAUGUCUCAGAUGUCAGAUGCUGGUUUCCAUUGCUUUGCACCUGAUUGGAUAGGAUUUGGUUUCAGUGACAAACCACAGCCUGGAUAUGGCUUUGAUUACACAGAGGAGGAGUUUCAUGAGGAACUUGACAAAUUAUUGGAUGUCUUGGAGGUCAAGUCUCCUUUCUUUCUGGUGGUUCAGGGGUUUCUUGUAGGUUCAUAUGGAUUGACAUGGGCAUUGAAAAAUCCCGACAAGAUAUCGAAAUUAUCAAUUCUGAAUACUCCAUUAACAGUUUCAUCUCCCAUUCCCGGAUUAUUCCAAAAGCUAAGAAUACCACUUUUUGGAGAAUUUACCUCUCAAAAUGCUGUGAUGGCGGAACGCUUUAUUGAAGCAGGUAGCGCUUAUGUGCUGAAGCUGGAGAAGGCUGAUGUCUAUCGGUUACCAUAUCUGGCUAGUAGUGGCCCUGGUUUUGCAUUACUUGAAGCAGCAAGAAAAAUUAAUUUCAGAGACAUUUCCAGUCAAAUAGCUGAUGGAUUUUCAAGUGGAAGAUGGGAUAAACCAGUUCUGAUCGCUUGGGGUAUGGCGGACAAGUAUCUGCCUCAGUCGAUCGCCGAAGAAUUUCGAAAACAAAAUCCAAACUCAGUGGAGCUCAAGCUGAUUGAAGGUGCCGGCCAUAUGCCUCAGGAGGACUGGCCCGAGAAGGUUGUUGAUGCUUUGAGAAUGUUCUUCUAAUUCCCGAGUCAAUUGAUCAUCGAGUUUAUUAGCACGUUUCUUUCCUAU
Molecule: messenger RNA, 1253 nt
Organism: Hibiscus syriacus
Lineage: Eukaryota; Viridiplantae; Streptophyta; Magnoliopsida; Malvales; Malvaceae
Product: cis-3-alkyl-4-alkyloxetan-2-one decarboxylase
Exons: 11
Coding region: 93-1205 (370 amino acids)
Cellular component (GO): chloroplast
Molecular function (GO): catalytic activity
Source: RefSeq, a predicted model, not a curated record